AUGAUAUGCUCGUCAUCCGUUGCCAGAAAAGACAUCGAAUGUGAGAAAAUGACAUCAAAACCAGAAACUUUUGUUUCUUUCAAGGGAGAUCAAACUGGAAAGAAUAUAAUCUCUGGAUAUUUGGCCAAAAUCAGUCUAUGUGGACCGUUUUUAACUGUAGAUUGGGAUGUACACCAUGGUAAUGGAAUUCAAAAUGCCUUUUACAAUACUGAAAAAGUUCUGUACAUAUCAUUACAUUGAUACGAUAAUGGUAAUUUCUUCUCAAGAGGUUCUGCUGGUAAUUACACUGACAUAGGUGGUGAUGGUGCCAAAGUAUUCAACGUCAACAUCCAUGAAACAAAAAAAGGCAUGAAAGAUGCUGAAUAUAUAAUGGCUUUUCAGCAAAUUCCUAUACCUAUAGCAUAUGAAUUCAAUCCUGAGUUGGUAAUUAUAUCAGCUGGAUUUGAUGCAGCUGCUGGUGAUCCCUUGGGAGGUUGCAAGGUGUCACUUGAAGCCUAUGGUCAUAUGACGCACAUGCUAACAUUACUGGGAAAUAGUAAAACAAUUAUAAUACUAGAAGGCGGAUAUAAUUUAUCAACAGCGUAUUGUAUGGUAAUGUGUACAAAAGCCUCGUUGAGAGAACCUUUGCCAUCGUUGACAUUAUUUGCCGUAGAUCCUAUAGCUAUAAAUUCUAUUCAGAACGUCAACCAUUAUUAGAGAAUUGGUGCUGGUUCAUUACCCAAACCUUAUUUGGAAUGUUUGGAGAGCAGCAUCAAGGAAUAUAAAAUAAUUUUGUAAGAGAAGGAAAAAAAGGGUCAUACGUAAGAAAAGAAAUCGA
Molecule: messenger RNA, 817 nt
Organism: Ctenocephalides felis (cat flea)
Lineage: Eukaryota; Metazoa; Arthropoda; Insecta; Siphonaptera; Pulicidae
Product: histone deacetylase 6-like
Biological process (GO): chromatin organization
Cellular component (GO): histone deacetylase complex
Molecular function (GO): histone deacetylase activity
Source: RefSeq, a predicted model, not a curated record